Molecule: messenger RNA, 2375 nt
Organism: Gavialis gangeticus (Gharial)
Lineage: Eukaryota; Metazoa; Chordata; Crocodylia; Gavialidae
Product: myosin heavy chain, clone 203-like
Exons: 12
Coding region: 480-2375 (631 amino acids)
Source: RefSeq, a predicted model, not a curated record
AUUUGAGUUAUAUUCAUUAGUAAACUGAUGAAAGUACAUAUGAAAUGACACAUGACUUCACAUGUACCCAUUGUUCUAGCUCUAAGGCCAUGUGUAUGGUAAACUUGUCAUGCCAGGCAUCCCCAGCCUCAAGCAUGUUGUACUGUUGUAGUGGUUUAUAAAAAUGUUACCACAUCUGCGUGGUACUGUGGGUAAACUAAUCUGCACUACUGAGUGACAGAGCCAAUUGAGCUAAUAAGCCCACCCACAGUGGUGUGCAGAAAACAGCUACUCUGUACACCUCUCCCUGAACUGUGAACACAUCCAUAGAAUUGGUGUCCCUGUGGUAUAAAACUGACAUGUGGCUUUUGGUGACAUUUUGCAUGUAAAGUUACAGAAAAGUCAUGAAAAGAUAUGAAUACUGAAGGUUGUUUCCCCCCCUUCCUUUAUGAACAAUGAGUAUUGAAAAUCUUUUCUAGGAUGUGAAUAUUUCUGAACUUAUGAAGAAGCUAGAUAUUCUUGGAGAUAAUGGGAAUUUGAGAAACGAAGAACAGGUUGCAAUAAUCCAAGCUGGGACUGUACUUUCCCUCUGUGAAAAGUGGUUAAAACAGAUCGAAGGAAUGGAAGCUGCCCUGACACAGAAGAUGAUAGACCUGGAGAAUGAAAAGGACCUGUUCAGUAAACAGAAGGGUUAUUUAGAGGAAGAACUCGACUACAGGAAACAAGCUCUGGACCAGGCUUACAUGAGAAUCCAGGAGCUGGAGGCCACGUUGUAUAACACUCUGCAGCAGGAUCCAGGAAGGCGGGCAAGUGAGUCUCUGAAUGAAGUGCAGAGGGAGGAUUUGCGAGCUGCGGUGGAGAAGGUGCGGAGGCAGAUCCUGAGGCAGAGCCGCGAGUUUGAUAGCCAGAUCUUGCAUGAGCGAAUGGAGCUGCUGCAGCAGGCACAGCAGCGGAUUCGAGAGCUAGAAGAUAAAAUAGAACUUCAAAAGCGGCAACUCAAAGAAAUAGAGGAGAAGGAUUUCGAAGCUGCAAAGGAUACAUAUGCAAUGGAGUCUGAAGGAGAAGCAAACAGUGCUGAAGUAGAGACCUUGAACCUCAGAAUAAAACAGCUGGAAAAAUCGGAGGAAAAACUGAGGCACAUUUUAGAGGACUACAUGAAUUCAGAUUGUGUACUAAGAAACAGAGCAAAAGAGCUGGAGCUGUCACAGGGGAAACUUUUUGAAACAAUUGACCAAUUAAAUGCAAAGGUGCACCUGGUUGAAAAUGCAAAUCUACGUGUUAAAGGGAAACUCCAAGACAUGCAGGGGGAACUGAGAGAUUUGGUUCAAAACCAAGAGAAUGCAGAAAAGAAACAAAAAGAAAAGUUGCGUCGACUGCAAGACCAGCUGAAAAUCAAAAAGGAUGAAGUAAAGAGCCAGUCAGAGUAUUUUGAGCACUUCAAACAAAAGCAGAAGCAGCAGGCAGCAAUGUUGAGAGAACGGGUAUUUUACCUUCAGGGUCAUGUAUCUAGGCUGGGAAAGGAAGUUCUGGACCUCAAUGCCACGCUGGCUCUUCUCACCACUGAACUGGAAGAGAGAACUUUUCAGUAUCUCCAAAGGAAGCUGGAAACCACAUUACCUGGAACUCAGGGCUCUCUGCACUUUGAUAUGGAUGUAACCAAAAUGCGAACUCUCCUUGAAGAUGCUGAAUGUUACAUAAAAAGCCACCUUCAGACAUUGCAGCAAAACCUGACAAUGCUGGUGGAAAGAGAAGAAAGCAACAGCAGAGAACAAGCAGACCUACUAACCAAGCUCCAGCGCUCUCAGGACUCUGAAGACUUCCUUCUGAGGAAAUUAGAGGAAUCUUGCCAUCAUGUUUAUGAGCUGAAGUUGUCUGAAGUCAAGCUUCAGGAACAAAUUGAGGAGCUUAUGGAGGAAAACCAGACUUUAAAGGAUGAACUAGGAGUCAAGUUACAAAAAGAAGCAGGAAAGGAGUUACCGCCUGCAGGUAUAGAAAAUGGAGAAAAUGCUGUCAGUGUGAACCUGAGUGGAGACCUCUUUCAGGAUAAACUACUAAAUCUGAAGUGGGAGACAGUCUUGGAUCCAUCCAGAAACAAAGCUACUCAAACUUCAUCUUUACCGCAAUAUGACAAGGAGUCUGGUAAAAUAGUAGGAACUCUGCUUUAUUUCAUAUGUAAUAGUAGUUCAAAGAAGGAGAGCGCCUCAGAACAUAGCGAUGGUCAGCUUAAUAACAUAGAGAGAUUGCCAGAUGAAUUUUUAAUACUGGUUUUGGAAUGUGGCUCCAGUGCCUUGUCACCGAUUAUGGAAGAAUUCAGCCUACUUGCUGCUGGGAAGGAAACAAAGAUAUUUGAAUUAACCCUUGGCAACUAUAAAGCUGGUAUGAAAACCAGCAGCUAA